Molecule: messenger RNA, 2565 nt
Organism: Vitrella brassicaformis
Lineage: Eukaryota; Vitrellaceae
Source: the annotation of a GenBank genome assembly
GGCAAUCGCUCCCUUCAGGUCCGUCGAAUCAAUGGAGCACACGUGGUACAGCCGUCAGCCUAUGCGGCAGACCAAGUGGCUCGAGCUCUUCUAUCCUCACACGCUCACCCCUCUCCGACCACUGAACAUCGCAGACGCACAGCGGCCCCGGCUCACCUUCAGCACCUACCAGGAUGCCCACCCACAGCCGUAUGCAGUGGAGGCAUGGCAGACAGACGACGCGCCAGAGAACGACCCCACCGGCCGCCUCGAUGUGCUGCAGACCAAUUCGCGGCUGACCCCUGUGUCAGCGACACAUUACAACGGCACGCAGCGGUUCAUGGACCGAUGUGAGCGGCAUAGGAAGGUCCGUGAGAAACGAGAGGCGGAAGAGGCGAUGAGGAAGCAGGCAGAGGAGAAAAAGAGGGAGCAGGAGCGAAGGGCGAGGCACACCAUCAUGGCAAGCCCUCAGGAAGCUCGGAGGACGGCCAAGCGGGGGGUGCGGAUGCUGGGCACUCAGGAGUCAUUCGUUGACGGCCCACCGGCCACAGGUGAUGCUGCCAGCAGGAGCAAGUCUGUGGUAUCCCCUGCUGCUGCAGCCGAGAGCAUCCCCAAGUCCCCAGUGGCAGCAUCAGAGGCAACAACAGCUGCUCCCCCACCCCCAGCAGCGGCAGCAGCCCCACCAGAAAAGGAGGAGACAUGGAGUGACUACAAUGCAUUGUCUGACGACGAGUGUGUCAGGGAGGGCUUCAUUGACGACGCUGAGCUCCAUCGGGUCAUAUGUGAAGGCGACGACCGCCUUGAAGGGGCAGAGCUCAGCUACCACAGGUGGUUGGACCCUGCUGUAUUUGAAGACAUCGCUGCUUCUCAGACGGGCCUCACGCGGUUUGGGGCGGUGCAGUGCCAGAUCAGCGACAAUGCUGUGCAGCAGAUCGUGACCAGCUGCCCUGGGUAUGAAAGGCCGACCGGCGAGAGACGGAUGGGAGGGCAUCGGGUGGCGUGUGUGUGUGUCACAGCUUGACGUCUUUGGACCUGUCGGAUUGCAGUCAUCUGAAAGACAUCGGGCCAAUACACACGCUCACAGUCAGACACACUGACACGAGACACACUGAGACGAAGGAACGGCAGAAAUAGCAGAGCUGUGUCUCUUUGUCUGUCAUGUAUGCAGCAAUUGCGUGAGCUGAAGUUGUCACGAUGUGCGAGUGCCGUCACUGACGCACGGUGGGCUGGUGGCUACCCACCUCACCUACCUACCCGCCCUUUGUGUAUAUAUAUGUGGGUGUGCCCUGCCCAUCACAGAGUGGGUGCAUUGUCAGCGUGUCCCCAUCUGAGGGUGCUGGACCUCUCAUACUGCCCACAGUUCACGGACAAAGGUAUAUACAUGCAUCUUACAUAGACCCCCCCUCCCCGUUCUCCUCUCUCUCUUGAUCAAUGUCCGUGUGAUUAGGUUUGCUGUCCAUGUCCGAGGGCGUCAAGAGUUUGGUGUGGCUGAACCUCAGCGCAUGCAAAAUCGGAGACGAGGUGAGGAAAGGGCGGCGUACACACAGCUACGUCGCGUGUCUCAUGUGGCGGGUGUAUGUAUGUCCGUUUUUUUGUCAGGGUUUGGGGUCGUUGCUGAGUGGUAAUCCGAUGCUGGAGGUGCUGCGGCUGUCGAUGUUGUGUGGAAACGAGUGUCUCACCGAUGAGGGACUCUCACACGGACUAAGAUGGACCAAACGACUCAAAGAGGCAUGCACGCGCACAACACAAGACACACGCAACCAGAGACACGCACACACAGACAGAGAGAAAGGGAGAGCAACUCACACACACGGAGACACACACAUUCCUCUCUCGGUGUGCGUAUGCAGGCGGACCUCUCUGGGACUCGACAGGUGGGGAGCCGUUCUCUGGCGGCCAUUUGCCGUUAUUGCAAAGAGCUCCAGUUGCUGUCGCUCGCCGGCUGUGUGCGCAUCGGCGACCAAGACAUGAUCAGUCUCAGCCAAUCCAGGGGAGUCGCAAACCUCAGGCACAUCGGUAGGUGACCUGCGUGGAUUCCUAUCGAAAGAGAAAAGGGCCCUCUCAUUGUGUGUGUCUCCGGGUGUUUAUGCGUAAGAUCUGUGUGGGUGUGAGGAUUUGUCCGCUGAGGGCGUGGGGCGGUUCCUGCGGGCGGGGGAGAAUCUGAGGUGUGUUAACCUCAACAUGAUCCCAGCCAUCACCGAGGACGCUAUCGAGGCCAUGCAGGUAAUACGUAAGGCUGAAAUGAUGCGAUUGUUUUCCUUUUAGAGAGAAAAGGCAAAAUGUCGUUCCUUCACAUGAUGUGUGAUUAUCUUGUCUUUUCAGUGUGAUGUGGACAACGAGAGUUUGAUGUGGGUGUACAGCCGCAGCAAGAUGACGGACGCCAAGCACAGCGGCCUCAAGCUGCCCAACGCCCCACCCCCUAAGGAGAAGAAGGGCGGCAAGGGGAAAAAGGGCAAGGGCGGGGGCAAGAAGGGCGGCAAGAAGAAGAAAUAGCUGAUACAGACAAAGAGCCAUCCACACCACAUAUCUUGGCGGACAGGACAAGGCGGAAGGUGUGUGUGUGGGGGGGGGAUGCAUGUGUUGACG